Sander lucioperca (pikeperch) is the source of this 4413-nucleotide messenger RNA. Its product is annotated as UPF0606 protein KIAA1549. The coding region runs from base 231 to 4355 and encodes 1374 amino acids. The record is from RefSeq and is a predicted model, not a curated record. Lineage: Eukaryota; Metazoa; Chordata; Actinopteri; Perciformes; Percidae. The transcript is spliced from 22 exons.
UGGAGUAAGAACACCAGGGUGAGCCAAUCAGAGGCAGAAAAAGGAAGAGGGGCGGGAGCCAAUCAGAGGCAGAGAAAGGCAGAGGGGGCGGGACAUUCCUUCGCCGUCCUAGGAAUCGGAUCCGCGGCAGUGAGAGGCGUGACGUGCCGGAACAGCAUCUCCAGGAUGGCAGGUCCUCCUGUCGGGCGCUCGGCUCUCUGUUCCGGGAUCAAACCCCCGGCCCUUUGAGGAUGAUGGACGCUGUGAUCCCGCCGGGCCGUGGCUCCAGAACCAGAACCAGAACCAGGACCAGGACCAGGAUGGAGCCCAGAACCUCCGCGUACUGCGGACCGACGCUCGCUGUGACCCUGCUGGUGGCCGCCACGCUGGUUUCCAUGGUGACAUCAAGCUCACCUGCUGCAGGUGUGUUGGACUUCAACAGGACGGGGGAGUCUCCGUUACCCCCCUCCCCACCCCCUCCCAGCCCCCCCUCAGACUCUGGUUACCGCGGUAACAGCGGCGGCGCUCAGGGGAUCCACCUCCUGCUGAGACCUCCAGACCUGCUGUCCCCCAGCCUCCCCCCUCCCCUGCCCCCCCAUGCCCAGCCCACCCUCACCCCUCCACCCCCCUCCCUGGAGGAGGCGUGGGGCUCCGGGGACUACCUUGAGACGCUGUCCUUCGAGGAGCUUGCGCUCGCCACGCCAUUGCCUAGCAACCCAUAUGACAACGACGACAGCGACGACGCCGACUGGGUCUCCUACGACACGGCCUUCCCCGCCCGGCCCACCCUCCCCCUCUCCUCCCGCCUCCCUCUCUCCCCCUCCUCCCCCUCUGUUACCCCCAGCAUCCCGCUGCACACAAGCCCCGCCCACCCGGACGUCUUCCCCACCUGGGACGAGGACUACGACCUCGAGGACUUAACGCCUCUGCAGCCAACGGAGCUGCUGCUGCCUGACAUGAACAGUAUGGAGUACUACACCAACCUGCUUCAGAGAGAGAGAGAGAGGGAGAAGGAGAGGGAGAGGGUCUUCCAGACUGACUCCAAACCCCGCAUCACUCCCACAACAACUCUCCCUCCCUCAACUCUCCCCCCCUCAGAACGGGACCCCGUGCGUCCCCCAGAGGGUCCCACCCCUCCCCUCACCCUCUCCCCUUUCCUCCCUCCCCCACCGUUACCCACCAUCAGAACUGCUCCUAACCCCAGAGACACUGCCCCCACCCCGGGCCGACCUCCGCCUCGCCCGGUGCCGUCCAACACCACCGGCUGGGUGCCCCCCCCUCCCCCGCUGGGCCCGCCCACCCGCCCCGACAGACCGGAGAGGCCGUCGGGGAAGGCUCCGCCCCCCACCACCCAGAUCCCCCCCAUCAGCCUGACCAGAGCGCCAGCCCAGGCUCCGCCCCCCAGGCUGUACCUGUGCAACGCCACCAAACCGGAGAUGUACCUGGUCCGAGUGGUCAGUUCCAAAAGUUCUCCGGCCGGUUUCACCACCGUCAGAGAACUUCUGAAGAGAGAGUUCAACCGCUCGGUGGAGCUGCAGUUCCUGCGAACGCCGUCCAGCUUCGCCUUCCGCGUUGUGUCAGGACCGCUGAUCUUCACCGCCAUCUCCGUCAUCAACACCCUGCGCCAGGCGCCGCGCAGCGUGGGCCCCGUCCCCGGCGUGGCGCCGCUCUACAGCGUGCCGGACCGCCGCUACCACAUCCACUCGGUGCUGCAGUUCGUCCCCGCCCACGUGGACGUCCGCGUCUGUAACUUCAGCGAACGCAUCGAGAGAGGGCUGAUGAUGGCGUACGCCGAGACACAGCGGCGCGCACACGAGGCGGGAAACGCCUCCGUACAGCUGUUGAACAUCAGCAUGUUGGCACCCCGGCCGCCGGCAGUGGCGCCGGAGCAGAAGGUUUCCGUGGACAUCACCUUUGCGGUGCGAGAUGGGCGGGACUUCCUGCCGGGGUCAGAGGUCAGCGAACACCUGAGGAAGCUCAGCCUGGUGGAGUUCAGCUUCUACGUGGGAUUUCCAGCGCUGCAGAUCGCAGAACCGUUCCACUACCCCGAGCUGAACACCACUCACCACCUGCGCUACACCUGGGUCCGCACAGUGCUGCUGGGCGUGGAGGAUCAGCUGGUGUCUGCGAGGAGUUUUAAAGCUCGUCUGGAGCGUCGUCUGGCUCUGCUGCUGGAGGAGGGCCUGCAGGCGGCCAGCAGGGGGCGCUGGAGGAGAGCUACAGCCGCUGGCAACAACAGUCUGCAGGUGGUGCGGGUGGCGAGGCUGUCGGGGGGGCAGCGCCCCCUGGAGGUGUUGUACUUCGUGGAGGGUCCGGGGGGGGAGCGUGUCCCGGCGGAGGAGACGGCGCGCGCCCUGAACCGCCUGGAGCUGCAGAGAGCCGCCAUCGUCCUGGGCCACCGCGUCCAGAGACCCCUCGCCCAGCCGGUGGAGACGCUGUCCGUCCCCCCUGCGGAGACGCAGAGCGGCAGCGUGUGGUUGGUUGUGGGCGUGGUCGUCCCCGUGCUGCUCGCCGUCUUCAUCAUCAUCAUCCUCUACGUCAAGCUGUGUGUCUCCGAGAAGCUGGAGUUCCAGCCGGACGCCAUCAGCACCAUCCAGCAGAGACAGAAGCUGCAGGCUCCGAGCGUGAAAGGUUUUGACUUUGCGAAGCUCCACCUGGGUCAGAGCAGUAAAGAUGACAUCAUGGUGAUCCAGGAGCCUGGCCCCGCCCCCGCCAAGGAGGCCACGCCCCCCGACGCAGCCGCCGCUGACCUCAACACGCCCAAAUCUAAAGGCUCGUCCACCAAGGCGCCGCGCUCCGGCCGGCGCUACCGGGGAGGGCUCAGCCCGUCAGACGCAGACUCGUUAGGCAGCGACCAAUCGAGCGGCAGAGAAUCGGCAGAAGAGAGCACCCGGCCCGUGGCCACGCCCAGCGAGGGGAAACACAGGAAGACGCCGAGAAACGGGAGGAACAAGAUGGGCAGCGGUGCAGACGAGCUUCUCUCCUCGUCCUCCAUCUUCGACCACGUGGACCGGCUGUCUCGCGCGUCGUCUGACGGGACGCGUCGCCAGGCCAACAAGGUGCAGCUGAUCGCCAUGGAGCCGCGGCCGAGCCCGCCGCCGCUGCACGGGCCGCCACACCUCAGCCCCACGCUCACCGAGAAGGUCAGCACCGAGGUGGCGCUGCGACACAAGUCCGAGAUCGAGCACCACAGGAACAAGCUGCGUCAGCGCGCCAAGCGGCGAGGCCAGUGUGAGUUCCCGUCCAUGGACGACAUCAUGGACGCGUUCGGAGACGGGCCGGUGCAGAGCGAGGUGGCGCAGCGCCUCUACAGCUCCGCCCACGACCACAUGGACUGCAUCCUGCAGGCCGACGGCCACGCCCCCCCCACGCCCUCCGACUCCCGCAGGAGAGGGCGGCGUUCUCCUCGCGGUCGGCGGGCGCCGCCCGGCCCGGGAAGUCUUCCCGACACCGACCGAGACCGACUGCUCACCGAUCACAGCGCCACCUACAGGAAAUACCCGGGACUCAACAACGUGGCCUACAUGUCUGAUCCUGACCUCCCCCAGGCCCCCGGUAGCCCCUCCCCUACAGACGAGGUGUUUGACUCCGCCCCCGCCCCCCCCCCCUACCUGCCCCCCCAGCCCUCCAUCGAGGAGGCCCGGCAGCAGAUGCACUCGCUGCUGGACGACGCCUUCGCCCUGGUGUCCCCGUGCUCGCAGGGCAGCGCCGCGGGGCAGGGUGGGGUAAGCCCCGCCCCCCAGCCCCGCCCGCCGGGCUAUUACCCAGCAGCCCCUGCUCACAGCCCCUUCUCUGCCAGAUACGCAGAGCUGGGAAUGUCUCCCGCAUCCGUCCACGGUCUGCUGCAAAGACCGGGCCUGGGUUCCGGAGGAUUUGUUUCUACCGGAGAGCCGCUGCAGGACUCGGUUUAUUCCAGCAGGGGGCAGUACGAGGACCCCCCCUCCUCGUCCAGACCGCGGCCCGUAGGGGGAAGCACAGGUGCACAGCUGCACCACCUGACCCAGGUGGGUUUGUCCAGUCAGAUCGCAGCGUUCCCCGGCGUGGGCCGCAGCGUGUCCGGGCCCACCGGGUCCAGCUGGAACCAGCAGCACUUGGACCAGGACCUGUCCAGACCCGGAGCCAGCAGAGAGAGCGUGCUGUCCUUUCCCGAGUUCUCCUCGUCUGUUUUCCAGAUGCCCAGCUCCUCGCUGCGGGACGCGUCGGCUCCGCCCCUCCUGAUGACAUCACCGCCCCUCCUGAUGACAUCACCGCCCCCAGAGUACCCCCCCGAGGACGCGUCCCCGUCGGCCCACACCUCGGCCUCGCUCAUCAAGGCCAUCCGGGAGGAGCUGCGCCGCCUGGCCCAGAAACAGGUGGCCGUCCCCAGCUACCCUUAGACCGGUCUGGACCGGUUCAGAGCCGGAAACACGGGACCAGCUACCCUUAGACCGGUCU